This is a messenger RNA of Prorocentrum cordatum, 2752 nucleotides long. Lineage: Eukaryota; Dinophyceae; Prorocentrales; Prorocentraceae. The record is from the annotation of a GenBank genome assembly.
GACGGCGCGGAGGCGGCGGUCGAGCACCUGCGCAAGGUGAUCCCACAGGGGAAAACCGUCUACGCUGGGGACCUGGAUGUCAUGACGGAACACAACGAGCGGGUGUCCAACGACAACUCGUUCAAGGACAAGAUGUCCCGCAAGGAGGAGGGCGUGGCAUCUCAGCGACAGGCGAUUGAGAUGGCCACCACCGUCGCGGCCCUGGCGUCCUCGAAGCGCAAACGCAGCCGAAAGGCUCUCGCGCGCACGGUCCAGAUCGCCACCGACGUGAGCACCUCCGGCCUGAAGGCGGGCGCGGCGGACUUACACUAUGGGCUCCCACUUGCUGACCUCCGCCGUGCGUGGGCGCUGGAGCGGGGCCGGCUCACUAUGGAGCUGCACGGCCCCGAGGCGUUGCCUUCGCACGUGCGGUGUGCUCAUCAUUUCUGGGCCAAAGUUGGCAUCUGCAAAGAUCUUCUGGCAACCGGCAGCGUAUCUUUCUUGCUCUGGAUGGACACGGACGCCGCGCCUAACCCGAUCGUAGAUGCAUCCUCCGACCACGGCUCGGCCGCGAAGGCUCUGCUCAACGAGUGGUGGACGCAGCGGCGGCCGUCGACCUGGAAACCCCGGGGCCGCCAGGGCAGCGGCCCUGGGUACGAGCAAACCGUUUUCGAUGAGCUCUUCGCGCCCAGAAAGUCGGCCACCUUGGCGUCACAAGAGGUGUUCUGUGAGCAGCAGAAGCUCAACGCGGUCACUCCAUUCAUGCAUUUUUACGGACGGGCGCAAUGGAUCGGGAAGUCGCAGAUCUCUAAAUGGAGUUUCAAGGUGGUACUGGUUGCUGCCGUGCGGGCGCUGCUUCUGGUAGCUGUUGUCUUCGUCGUCCUGGUGCUGUUGCUGGUCGCGGACCCGAAUUUUGACGCCUUGAUCGGGGUCGCGCUGCGCGACAUGACGGGCGACCUGCAGAGCCUGCCCGUCCUGGCCCAGGCGGUCGCAAAAGUGUUCUAUCGGCAGGCGCAGGAAGAUGCCCACGAAUUUCUGAUGGAGCUUCUGGACCCCAACCGCGCCAAGAGGGUAGCCGUACCUUUUUGCUACGUAAACACUGAAUCUAUUCAUUGCAGGGGCGCGAAUUGCGACGGAGAGAUCGGCGUUAAAGAAAUGCGGCCCCGGACAUGCGUGGAGGCCCCAGUGCUGACGGGCGAGGGUUCGCGGAUCACCACUACGCAGGACGCGCUAGACGAAGCCUAUCGAGCGCGGGCAGUCGCUGGCGUCGGCGGGCGGGGCUCGACGAACGCGGGCGGGGCGGGGACAGGCCGCGCUCCGCCGAUCGCCGCGCACCCGGACUUCGCAGGGAAGGUCGCGCGGACACGGCGGAAGGAUAAGACUGGAGGCGGCGGAGCUUUUGCGGGAGUGCCCGGUGACCCGGAAGACCCGCCCAGGCCGUGGGGGGAAGCGUUGGCCGAAGACCGUGCGGUAGAGUUACCGGCCGCGCACUGCGCGUUCCGCGGCUGUCGAUGGUCGGGUGACACAGAAAUGGAGUUGAUCGCGCACGUGGCCGCGGAGCAUGGGGACGUCUUACAGCCCAUCGCGGACACCUACUCCCCGGCGCACGAGGAGAGCGAGAGGAUGCUGGCGGCGCACAGCGAAGUGGUGUCGCAGAGGUGCGCAGGUCCCGCGGCGGCGCGCAAAUCACGGAAGGAGUCGGAAGCGUGGCAGGAGAAGGUGCAGGAGAAGUUCAAGAUUCGGUGCGCCAAGUGUAAGAAUUUCUUGAAGACGGAGGGGGGCGCCGGCAAGAGUGCCGGCAAGAAUGGCGGGAAGGCCUCAGUCCAAACCUUGAGCAUUGCUGAACUGCCUGUCGGCGCGGACACCAUGCUGGCGAAUUUGUCGCCGGCCACCAUCCGCUACACCACCCAGGUCAAGGUGAUCGGGCACUUCCUCGAUUGGUCGAGCAAGAACGGCUCAAUCCUUCGGAAGCUGCUUGUCCGAGACACUGCGAACACCACCAUGGGGUUGAAGACGUUUCGACUGCACCCCGUCAAUUCCGUGGCCGUGGGAACAAUUCUUUCCAUCAAGAAUGUGGACGUCACCGAGUACCAAGGCGGAGUCGGGAUUGUUCCCGACGACCACGCAGAGCAGUUCGUCGACGACUGGUGCGAGGCCUGGUGCUUGGAGGAGGCACAGGCCGAACAGGACGGCUUGUUCACCGUCCUCGUCACCUUGCGGUCGGUGGGAGACCCUGUUCAGAGCGAGAAGGGCAGGUGGGUGAGGACGUUCGAGGCGUCAGAUCCGACGGGGACGAUGAAGUUGAAGCUCUGGGAUGAGCCGCCCGGGGCGACAACCACGAAGGGCCGAGGUGCUUUCUACAGAGCCUGUAUCUGUCCGGAGCGCAAGCCUCUGGCAGCUGCAGGCGACAACCACGACGGGCCGAGGUGCUUUCUACAGAGCCUGUAUCUGUCCGGAGCGCAAGCCUCUGGCAGCUGCAGGAUCCCCCUGAGCGGCCAGGUCGGCAGCACCGAUGUGGCGCCGGUUCGCGAAGGCGCCGCCGCCGCCACGGCGGCACCUCCGGAGCUCCGGGGAGGCGCCUCGGCCGGCGCGUCGGCGCCAGCGCUGGGUACGCCCCAGGGCGUUGCGGGCGCGGCUUCGGCGGCCGGCGAACCCACGGGCUCCGCCGCGGAGAGCGGCGCGGACGCCGAGGAAAAGGCGGGGCAGGCGGGGUGGCAGCUCAUGGCGCGCGGGUUCGAGCUGCGGGCCGGAAUGGCAGUUCACGGCGAGCGAG